This is a messenger RNA of Thalassophryne amazonica, 894 nucleotides long. It is a transcript of the gene msraa, whose product is annotated as methionine sulfoxide reductase A. NCBI's taxonomy places the organism in Eukaryota, Metazoa, Chordata, Actinopteri, Batrachoidiformes, Batrachoididae. Gene Ontology annotation, biological process: cellular response to oxidative stress. The record is from RefSeq and is a predicted model, not a curated record. The transcript has 7 exons. Bases 101 to 811 code for a protein of 236 amino acids. Gene Ontology annotation, molecular function: peptide-methionine (S)-S-oxide reductase activity. Gene Ontology annotation, cellular component: cytoplasm.
AACGGCGGGGUGUGUUUGAAUUGUGGACCCGCACGUCCCGGCGGUUUGCUGACGGCUCAGUUGUGUAAGACGUGGAUCUGUUGUGACGGCUUUGUGUUUAAUGGUGCCCAAAUUCUUCGGGCUCCGUGUGGUUUGGCUUAAUUUUAUCGCUAGCAAAAUGGGAGAUAUGGCCUCUACAAUGCAGAUGUCCACCGCGGAGACAGCGCUGCCUGGGCGGGCGGAGAGCAUCAAGGUGUCCGGUGCCAAACACGAGGUGAACGGCAACAGGACGGUUCCACCUUUUCCAGACGGGACUGAGAUGGCCAUAUUUGGAAUGGGAUGUUUUUGGGGUGCGGAGAGAAAAUUCUGGAGACAAAAAGUUUAUUCCACCCAAGUGGGCUUCGCUGGAGGAUACACACCAAACCCCACCUACAAGGAAGUCUGCACAGAUCAGACGGGUCACGCUGAGGUGGUGAGAGUUGUCUUCUAUGCAGACCAGAUCAGCUUUGACAAACUCCUCAAAGUUUUCUGGGAAAGUCACGACCCCACUCAAGGGAUGCGUCAGGGGAACGACGUGGGGACGAUGUACCGCUCGGCCAUCUACACCUUCACCCAGCAGCAGCUGGAUGCGGCACUGGCUUCCAGAGAGCAGUACCAAGAGGUACUGAGAAAAGAAGGCUUUGGCAAGAUUACAACAGAAAUUGCUGCCAACAAGACCUUCUACUACGCAGAGGACUAUCAUCAGCAGUACCUCAGCAAAAACCCUAAUGGGUACUGUGGCCCGGGAGGGACAGGAGUCUCCUGUCCAAUAGGAAUCAAAAGAGUGGUUUAAACAGCCAAUGGAAGCCAAGAGGCAUCUCUGAUCUGCUGUGAUGUAUUUACUGAGCACUUUUGAUUGUAAAAAAGUUUUAUUUU